Messenger RNA from Pocillopora damicornis (cauliflower coral), 3244 nucleotides. RefSeq lists its product as uncharacterized. Gene Ontology annotation, cellular component: plasma membrane. The record is from RefSeq and is a predicted model, not a curated record. NCBI's taxonomy places the organism in Eukaryota, Metazoa, Cnidaria, Anthozoa, Scleractinia, Pocilloporidae. Gene Ontology annotation, biological process: homophilic cell-cell adhesion.
ACUUCUGGGGGUGGAAAGGUUUAAGCUAUCGAUUCGGCUAGUCCCUCUGCCCGUCCGCUAUUAUUCAGCAACCGUCUGACUUAUCAGUCCCUGUAUUCUUGGAGCGAGUCAUCACCAAAGCCUCCGGAUACACCUCGAGACAUUUCUCAACAGUUCACGAUGAUGGGUGACUUUUGGCUGGGAGAAGCAACAAAGUGGAUAUUACUAUUGACUCUUGCUGGCACUUUAUGGAAUCCUCCGUUUGUCAGCAGCGAAACGUGCAAUUCCAAAAUCAGAAUAAGACCCGUUGUCGACAUCUCUUCAAGUCCAGAAAAUGUCAGUUUAGCCGUUGGUGCCUCCAUAACUCUGACUUGUAAAGCGGAGCCGAGAGCUAUAGAUACAGGUUAUAUAGAUAGAUGGGUCAAGUAUAUUCAGUGGUACAACCCAAAUGGCACAGAAGUUGGAGCAAAAUGCCAGCAGCCUUCAAACAUACUUGCAUAUAAACGAAAAUUCAGCUGCCCAUUGGUGUUUAAAAAUCUGACAGAAGACGAAUUUGGCCACUAUAUUUGCCAAGCGGGCAAUCGUUAUAGUAAACACUGCACAAGGAAAUCAUUUGCAAUAGGUUCUGCACCAGUUUUUUUGGAGGUUCCAAGGAAUCAAAGUGUUUACAUAGAUUCCAAUGUCACUUUCGAUUGCAAUGCUACUGGUCUUCCAAAGCCAAGCAUCUCAUGGAUCAAGAACGAUGAUUUUCAUACCUUGCAAUCCAACUCAAGUACAAAGGAUAAGAAAAGCAUCCACAGUGAGCUCUCCAUAACGAAAGUGAAGAAGGAAGAUUUUGGCGGAUAUAAAUGCGUGGCAAUUAACAGCGUUGGAAAAAAGGUAUCAUUAUCGGCCUUCUUAAGCCUGAAAGAAAAGCGGGAAGACCCAAAAACCCAAAAUAAUUCAGUUGAUUCCAACGGAAUUUUCAGCCUCACUGCCACUUGUCAUUCCAAGCCAAACAAGAGCAAUGAUUCAAAUGUUUCAAAAACUAAUUCAAUGGUAAAGUUCAUUGCAACUUCAGAUGCCACAAAAUGCCAUAGCAUACUAAGCAUAAAGCUUAUCAACGAGAGGACGAACGAAGAUGGAGGUACAUAUCAAUGCCGAACAUCUGGAAAGGGAAAGUCAAAAUUGGCCUCUUUACACGCAAAGGAAGAAAUUACAGAAACAAGACUACAAGAAAGCUCAACUACUCAGAUUGCGAUAGCAAUCGCUGCAUCUUGUGUGGUGGCAACCUUGCUUAUCAAUAGUAUUUUGGGGCUUUUGUGGUACAAGCGAUUUAAAGGUGGCAAAAAGCGUGUUAUAAUGGGACUUAAUUCGUGGCGAGAUGACACUUCCGAAGCUUUUCUGGUGGUCCUCAUAGUCAUGAGUGGUUUGAUAAAUCUCCCUGGAGCCACGGGCAUGAACUGCAACUCUAAACUGACUAUAAUACCUGAUGUACAGAUUUCCACAAGUCCACAAAGGCAAGAACUAUCUGUAGGUACAGCUGUUAACCUGACUUGUAUGGCAAAGCCCAGGAGCAUUGAUGCAGGGUAUUACGAUAGAUGGACCGAGUAUAUUCAGUGGUACGGUCCACAGGACAAGCCAGUUGGACACAGAUGUGUACAGGGUAGACAAAUGGAGUUAAAACAUAUAUGUACGUUGAUGUUAAAAAAUUUGACGGAAGAGCAACUCGGUAGCUACACGUGUGAAGCAGGAAAUGGUUAUCGUGCACAUUGCAGAAGAAAAUCAGUCGAAAUUCGUCCGCGAGACCCCCAGCCCGUUCAAAGUGUGAGAGAUCCAAAGAACCAAAGCACUAUUGACGAUUUUACGGUAAAUUUUACCUACACCGCCAAAGAUCGUCUCAAGCAAAACAUCUCAUGCGUGAGGGACAAUGAUCCGUAUUAUGGACAAUCCAAUCAAAGGGCCAAGGAUCGGUGGAACCUAAGUAUCGUUAUCGGCUCUGAUUUAACUUUGAAUUGUAUUACCACUGGUCAUCCCCCUGGUCACCCUCAGUCCGAUAUAAGGUGGACGAAGCACAACGGUUCAUAUGAUGUCCAAUCCAGGUUAAGGGCUAAGAUCACCCGAGUUCGACGAAACCAAACCAUUCACCACCAACUGUUUAUAGCAAAAGUGAAGAAGGAAGAUGGGGGCAAAUAUCAGUGCGUUGCAAGUAAUAUAGCUGGAGAAAAGGCAUCCAUCGAGGUCAACUUACAUGUGAAUGAUUUAGAUCCUAGAUCUGAUUCACGUACGCUGACCAAAAGGAAUGGUUUGCCAAUUUUACAGCUGACUGUGAUCGCUUUCGUAGUAUCUGCAUUUGUAUUUGCAAUUGGAGCAUUUUUAUUGGAUCGACGUCUUGUGAAGAUUAGCAAGUCGAUAUCCAUGAGUCUCCUCCGAAAGCCAGAGAGGCGUGGAGUUACUGCCUUUACAUCUUACAGAGUAUCUUGACUCUGACAACCGACCGAAUAAGAGCAACCGUCACUCUUUCUUCACCAACCUGCAGAGUAACCAAGCUAAUAAUUUGUUUCAACGGACAGAGUGUUGUGAUUAGAAUCAAAUUAGAGCGAACAACGGACAGAGUAACCACGCUAAUUAAUUUAACAACGGACAGAGUAUUGUGAUUACAACCGACUAAAUAAGAGCAAACAACGGACGGAAAAGCCAAGCUAAUUAUUUCUUACAACGGGCAAUGUACCAUGACUACUACCAACCGAAUAAGGGAAGAGUAACUUCUUACUAACCGAGCGCGAGGGCCGCACUAAAGAAUUUUGGAUUUAAGUGGUUUGUUAACUUUCAUGACCAAAAAUUCACGGCUUAUGACCGUUUCCUUGGAAACAGUCCGUAGGGCAAAUAUGGACCGAGUGAUAACCAAUUAGAGGGCUCAGAUUAAUCCGGCCAUGUAAUAAAACUAGUUACUGGAGUGGUGUCCACAUUUUAGCAAAUAUAAAAUAUGUACCAAUUAUUUUUACGGCUGAAUGAAAAACGUGCGUACAGAUGACAGUUCGUGACCGUGUAAGUCCCCAUAUCAAACCAGGUGAUAUUUCAAUAACGGAAAGUUACGCAGUACUGUUUACUUAUGACAGACUCUGACUGAGUGAUGUUCACAGUUGACCGAACACUUGCAAAAAAGUGACUGAGUUAUAUCUACAAAAGCCCAAAAAAGGUUUAUUAAAAAUGUAGGAUCUCUUCGUAUGUCAAGCGUGGAUUUUACCGAGACUUGAAGUAAACAACGGCACCCUUUGAAAUCUCA